AUGAAACUCUUCAACUACCAACAACAACAUCCCGUUUGGCCCAAAUCUAAGCUGAAUUACGAGAAUGAGGAAAAGUUUCUUUUUCAUUAUUUGAUCUAUGCCCAAAUAAAUCUUGCUACGAGUAAUCGUCGUAGCACACAACAACAUCAUUACGACUUUAUUGUUACGAACAUUUUUGCUUUCAUGAGAACGACAGAUGUUCAAAUCCAAAGGCAUGAUAAACGAAAAAUGUGA
Clunio marinus is the source of this 234-nucleotide messenger RNA. Lineage: Eukaryota; Metazoa; Arthropoda; Insecta; Diptera; Chironomidae. The record is from the annotation of a GenBank genome assembly.